AUGGAGCACACCGGCACCAACGGCCUUAUCGCCGACCUGCCAUCUUACCAAGAUGCCAUAACGCGGCCAGACUGGCUCGAUCUUGUGGCGCCGUACAUUCCCCCGAGGGAAUACUCACGUCUCUGCCUUGUCUCGAGGCGCUUCUACCACCAGUUCGCCCCGCAUCCCAAGUGGCUCCUCCGGUUUAUAAAGCAUGCCGUAAACGUUCGAACAGCCACGCUGAGCAGCUUCGUCCGUUCCUGCGAUACGCGCCGUUUCUUUGCUGGCGCCGAUGAUGCCGUUUCCCACCACGCCGGUGCUGGCGGUACCACCCCUCUCUCCGUUGUGCUCUCCAGAAUAGCCACCCGAUUUCACCGGCUGCGGUGCAUUUUCCUGGAUGACCACCCCGACUUGGAGCCUGAACCUCCAGUAAACUCGCUGGCUUCUGAUCGGGUACCGCUCUUGGAGCCGCCGUUACUCUUAAGUAUUGCGCGGUGUCGAGUCGAUUUGCCCUCGUCUUUUCUUGCAACUCCAUAUCUCAGAAGCCUCGUGUAUUUGGACGCGUCUGAUAUGCCUGGUUCUCUGAAGUCCCCCUUGGCCCAGCGGACCCUAAGUGCAGCCAACCUGCCGAGCCUGCGUAUACUGAAGGCUCAAGGGAGGGAAAUGGAUAAUGCCACGGCGACCCUGCUAUUCAAGGCGUUCUGGGAGCAGUUGUGGAGCGUUGACCUGAGCCGAAACAAGCUUACCGAUGAUAUUCUUGAUGUCAUGCAUCAGUUUUCAUUCCCUUCGCAGACUUCAAGAUCAGACCAUUUUGCUGUCGAAGGCCGACUCUUGGAGCAUCCGACAGGAACCGUGUCGUUUGGAAAGUUCUGCGCCAUCCGCGAGUCGAGCUGGAGCGCAACUUUCAGCCAUCCUCACAGACAUGUUGCCGAUGCUCCGAAUUACGCCCUUAAUGCCGAGGACGGGUAUCAGCCGAGCUCUACCCCCCGCUUGAACGGCCGAGUGAAGAUCCGUCCUGACUCGCCAGAUGCGAUGAAGACCCUAUUCUCUGGGAAUUCGGGCUCUCAUCCCCCCUCAACAGAAUCCGUACAUGCCCUAGACACAUGUCGUGGGCAUCAGGGUGUUACUCACCUGUAUUUAAACGGGAACAACAUAUCUGCCGCAGGGCUUGCCGGUAUGGUUAGAUCGUCCCCGGGGCAGCUGCAGCGCCUCGAGUGCGACUCCAUGACCUUCAAACUUCCCGAAGCCGCCCCUCCCUCCUGGCUCUCCAGGGCAAAGCUGUCAGGCACCCUCGGCUGGGCCCACGUGUUCCGUCCCGUGUUCUCAGCCAACCUGCAGGUGCUACGCAUCCACCACUCCCUAGUCACACAGCUGCUGUCCCUCGAGCUGGACGGCCUGUCGCCCCUGGCGAACCUGUGGGUGGCUGAGACACAGCUGCUCCCGCGGGCCGAGCUCGCAUAUCCCGAGGCAUUUGUCCCGGACAUGAACCCCCGCCUGCAGUCGCUCGUCCUGACCCGGAUUCCUCGGUACUCGGCGGGGCCGCUGAUUGACAAGCUGAUCAAUUUCUUGAGGCUCGCGUCUAUUCAGGAGCGCGCGAUCCAGGAUAUCAAGAUUGCCGACCGGCAUGGCCCGGUGACCCUGCUCGGUCUGCGGCAUAUCCGCCUCGAGUUCGAGCCCGACCCGCGGGACGAACUCGGGGAUGACUCUGAUCCUGAAUUCGACUUUGACGCGGCCGCCGUGAUGGAUGAUGCCACGAAUGAAUUCAGCUUCUUUGGCGAGUCCGCCUGGUCACCCUCGCCACAGCCCAAGCCACCCUCGUCAGCGACGCCAGCUGUACAGAGACAACCUCCCGUCCCUACCGUUCACAUCACCCCCGAUCCCGAUCCAGAGCCAGAACCAAGGCGACAGCCCGAGCCCCAGUCGGCCCGACCACAACCACAACCACGACCACCACCACACCCCCCUUCCUACUCCCACGCCGCCAGCACCACCACCCCCUCCCCUGAAACACCCGCCUCCCCCGAGACACGCCCAGACCGGCCACAGCCAGACAGCGAACCCCACACCUGGCUCUGGAAUGGCACCGCCCACUCCGCCCACGUCUGGACAGGCCCCGCCGCCAGCCCAUCUCCCCGGGAACAACAACGACAACAACAACAACCACUUGUCCCCAUCCCUACCCCUAACCUUGACUCCGCGCCGGCCGCCGUGCGCGAGUACACCCGCCUCGUCCGCGCCCACCCCCGCCUCAAGACCGACCCCGUCCCGGCCUCCCCCUGCCACGUGGCCGCCGGCGUGCCAUCGUCUGCUGCUGCUGCUGCUGCUGCGGGAGAGGGGGAGGGUACGCCGCUGCGGUUGGUGUUCUCGGCUGCGUGGGAGUGUUUGCUUUGCCCGCCUACUCUAGGCAAUAAUAACGAGAGGUUCGGAAGGGGUGGGGGGGAGGCUUUGUCGUUCGCGGCCAAGCCCACGCUCCCGACGCGCGCGCAGGUUAGGGGGAUGAGGGAUGUGGUGGAGGCGAUUAAGGCGUAUCGGGUGGGGACGAGGCGGGCGUGGGAGGGGGUGAAGAGGGAGGCUGCGGCGCGGGGGGGAGGUGGGAGGGAGGUGAAGCUGGGGGGGCCGCAUUUUCAUUGGGGUGGGAGGCUGGAGGUGGAGGUGGAUGGGGCGGGGGCGGUUCAUCAGUCGAGGUAUUGGCGGUAG
This is a messenger RNA of Chaetomium fimeti, 2676 nucleotides long. RefSeq lists its product as uncharacterized. The record is from RefSeq and is a predicted model, not a curated record. The transcript is spliced from 2 exons. NCBI's taxonomy places the organism in Eukaryota, Fungi, Ascomycota, Sordariomycetes, Sordariales, Chaetomiaceae. Bases 1 to 2676 code for a protein of 891 amino acids.